Messenger RNA from Penicillium riverlandense, 300 nucleotides. RefSeq lists its product as uncharacterized. The transcript has a single exon. Bases 1 to 300 code for a protein of 99 amino acids. The record is from RefSeq and is a predicted model, not a curated record. NCBI's taxonomy places the organism in Eukaryota, Fungi, Ascomycota, Eurotiomycetes, Eurotiales, Aspergillaceae.
AUGUCACACCACAUCAAACCUUCUGGGAUCCUCGGCCGGCGCAAUCCCUGCUGCAUCAAGCAAUCCGUUUGGGCCUCGGGCCAAGGGGAGGGACGGAGGGGUGGGCCAGAUACGGGUCAUCAUGAUGCGACCGCUGGCCCGCGGGUCCGCGGGCGAACGGUUGGCCUGGUUGGCCCGACCAGAUGCGUUAGUCCUGUGCUGGUUCCAGACUCUAACUCUGCGACGCUGGCCGUGCACCGGUUGUUCGUGUUACGCUUGGCCACGGCAUUCGUUCAUGGUGAGGGGAAGACGAUCACCUGA